GUGUUUUAACAGGCAGCGGACAAACUAGCUUUUAUUUUUUCCCCCUGGCAAAAUAGAUUCCCUAAACCAGCAGGGAUCAGGAAAAGGGGAUAUGAUGUGGCCCAACUUUUUCCUUCAGGACCGGGAGGAGCGCCUAGCUAUGCGCAGGCGGGGGGAGACCCAACGGCAGAAAAUUAUGACCGACGAGCAGGAAGGCAAGAUCAAGCUGGCAUUCUUUGUGGCCAUCGUGGGGAUGACCCUGACGGUGUUGGCGGUAGGCACAGAAUUCUGGGUGGAACUCAACACCUACAAACAGAACCACUCUGCCAUCUGUGAGGCCGCCCACUUCGGCUUGUGGAAAUUCUGCUACAAGAAACUCUGGGUCUACGAUGUGGGAGAAGAGAGAGACACCUGCGGGCCUGCGGAGCUGCCUGGCGAAGCUAACUGUUCUUAUUUCAAAUUCUUCACCACUGGGGAGAAUGCCAACAUCUUCCUAAGGACUACAAAAAAGGAACUGAACAUCACGGCAGCCGUUGUGUCCCUCCUCAGCAUCACCUUGAUGGCCAUGGGAUCCCUCUGUAUCACAAUGGCCCUGAGCAAAGGAGUCGAUUUCCUCCUGAAGCCAGCAUCAUGCUUCUUUGUAAUAUCAGGAUUGAUGGUGUUGGUGACUUUGGAGAUUUUCCGACAAUCAGUCAGGUGGCUGAUCACCUCCAAUGACAUCAUCCCACUAGAAUACGAGUAUUCCUGGUCUGUGGCUUGUGCAGUGUCUGCAGGGGCAAUUCUGAUAUUUGGGGGAGCUUGCUUCAUCCUCUUGUCUAUCCCAGGUUUGCCCAAAAAGCCUUGGGAAUAUUGCAUCAGAAAGAGAAGCACCAGUGACCAUACUUCCUAAUGUUGGAGGAAAAGUCUCUCUAACUUUCACUCUGCAACCUUUACACACAGAGGCGGAAAGAAUCAAUCUUUUCCAUUCUACCCCCUGCCCUAUUUCUCCAGAUAUUGGACACACUUUCCUUUCCUAUUUUGUGACUUGUAAAUAGAACCAGUUGUGCUUGUCUUGUUUUAAUUUGGGGUGGGGAAGCAAGGGAGGGGGACUGCAAAAAAAGGGCUCUGUUGAUGAACAAGUGAAAGCUGUGUAAGUGAACUGAGACACUAACAAAUCGAGGGAGGAUGAAGGCCUGUAUUUAAAACCCAGUUUUCAUAAAUAGUUAUUUUUAACUCAAUAAGAGGACUUGUGUCUUGAAAGUCUUUUAAAUUCACAGUGAGGUCAGACAACAAAAUCUCAUGUCAAUUUCCCAUCUUAGCCGAGUUCCACCCAGAACAAAAAUUACAAUUCAUCUGUUGGAAAAUUGAAAAAGCGUGAAAAUGAAAAGAACAAAAGAAUCUUGCAAUAUGGCUUGCAUGUUUUCUUUUGCAUGCCCUACGGAUUCACCCAAAAAUAUGGUCUCUAGCUAGGUCCUUUGAGAAUGAUAGGGAGACACUGAAGUUACCAAUCUAACUUUCCAAACCACAGGUGAAUUCUUAGCCUAUCAUUUGGGGAACCUGAAAAGGAUUCACAGGACUUUUGUUCAGAUGAAUUUCCAUCCAGCAUCCUGUCAGAUUAAUUAGCCAAAAUCUACAACAGUGAAAUCAAUGGACAGGCAGAAUUCUCAAAGAUCAUUCUUUUCCUCCCCCCUCAGUUAAGUAUCUUAUAUUAAAAUAUAUAUAUAUAUCUUGAAACUUUUCCAGUGAAUAAUGCUUCUAGAAGCAGAGUCCAGCUGAUAAGCUGACAUGAAUUGAAGCUCUCAGCUCAGAGAAGGCACAUAAAGACAGUGGAGGGAAGCCACUUAUAGCAGGAACUUUCUUGAUUUAAGAGUAACUUCUGAAGGGAAGUGGAGAGAAAGUUGCAAACAACUACAGAUUUACAACAUGAAUUUAUAUGUUGAUGCCUAACCAGAAUCCUUUGUCUGCUCUGGACACCCUAGCCACUCUCCAGUGACAAUGUUUAUCUUCUUGAUACAAUGGUUGUUUAAAGCACUUGGAGGCAGUUAUGUGAGCUGGGGAAUUCUGGAAGUUGAAAUCCACACUGCUGAAAAUUGCUGAACUUGAGAAAGACUGUUUUAAAACACCCAUGACAACGGUGUAGAAAUGAGCCACUAAGAAAAUUCUAUUGGACUUUGCCAUUUUGUGCUGAUUUUCCUCAAAAUCCAAAUAUUGCCCUUGGAUUGAUAAGGAUUAAUGCAACAAUGCAUCUUGGAAAGGACAGCAAACCAAGUUGCUUUGAUAAAGAAAGGCAGAGUUUUUCAGCCAUACUGGCUGGGGAAUUUUGGCAGUUGAAGUACAGCCAUCUUAAAGUUGCCAAGGUUGAGAAACACUGAAAUAGGAAAUAAAGAUGCAUGGAUGAUGUUUCUCUUCACUGCCUCAAUUUGUUCCGAAGAUAACCUCUGUUUUUAUGGAGACAGGAAGGACCAUUCCCAUUUCUUUUAUCCUGCUUUGCUUUGCUGUAUUUGGGAAAUGGGGGAGGGGGGUGACAAAAUUAUUUGGGGGGGGCAGGAAAUCAUGCCUUUUUGUUUCCCAGAGCCUGCUCUGUUUUUUGGAAAACUAAAUAAAUGUUUGAAGGACACCAUCAUAGUGGAUGGUAUUUUUGGUAAAUUUGUGUAAAUCACGCUCUUUUAUGGGUGGUGCAGAAUCAAUAAAAUGAUUCUACAGAAUAAUUCAUGGGGAUAGGCCAAUGGUGGCAAACCUUUUCGGCACUGAGUGUCCAAACUAAAUCAUGCACGCAUGCACGUGCAUGUGUGCGCUGGAAACCCGAAGACCAGCUGGCCGGUGCACAUGUGUGGGUGCGCCGGCCAGAUGGUGUUUGCGUGCACCAGAGCACUGAAAACCCGAAGAC
Messenger RNA from Thamnophis sirtalis, 2845 nucleotides. RefSeq names its product calcium voltage-gated channel auxiliary subunit gamma 6 (gene CACNG6). Lineage: Eukaryota; Metazoa; Chordata; Lepidosauria; Squamata; Natricidae. Gene Ontology annotation, cellular component: membrane; L-type voltage-gated calcium channel complex. Gene Ontology annotation, molecular function: voltage-gated calcium channel activity; calcium channel regulator activity. The record is from RefSeq and is a predicted model, not a curated record. Gene Ontology annotation, biological process: regulation of calcium ion transmembrane transport via high voltage-gated calcium channel; calcium ion transmembrane transport.